Molecule: messenger RNA, 2614 nt
Organism: Eurytemora carolleeae
Lineage: Eukaryota; Metazoa; Arthropoda; Copepoda; Calanoida; Temoridae
Product: tuberin
Exons: 22
Coding region: 1-2526 (841 amino acids)
Biological process (GO): negative regulation of Wnt signaling pathway; negative regulation of TOR signaling; negative regulation of phosphatidylinositol 3-kinase/protein kinase B signal transduction
Cellular component (GO): nucleus; cytoplasm; TSC1-TSC2 complex
Molecular function (GO): GTPase activator activity
Source: RefSeq, a predicted model, not a curated record
AUGUUGCAUACAAAUUCAAGCUUGUCCACGAUUUGUCUCAUCCUUCGAAGGUAUGAGGAGUCUAUAUCUCUGCUAGCAGGAUCCCUGUGCUCCCUGGUACAGAACACCAGUAAACUACCGGAUAUAAAUACACCUCCAAGGUUUGGAAGAGCUGAGUUCAAUCUUGCAGUUUAUCCAGUUCUUGCAGCUUUAGCUUCCUAUAACAGAUGGUUGGAUCUUGAUGUACAGAGGAAGCUUAUUAAAAGUUUAGAGUACGGUCUCUUAUCCAGAGAUUGUAAUAAGGUGUGUACAGUGGCUUUGACUGCCUGUAUUCUGGAGAUGUCAAGUAGCAUGAACACUUUUCUACCAGAGGUUUUGCUAAACCUAUCCAAGAUCUCUGCUACAGUGCAUAUUGCUAUACCUGUUCUAGAAUUUCUCUCCACUCUUAUAAGUUUACCAAAGGUGUUUGCCAGUUUUAACAACGAUCAGUACAUGUCUGUUUUCGCCAUCACCCUUCCCUACACCAACCCCUUCAAGUUCAACCACUACACCGUCUCUCUGGCCCAUCACGUGAUUAUCAUGUGGUUCCUCAAAUGCAGACUCUCAAGCAGAAAGGAUUUUGUCAAGUUCAUCGUGAAAGGAUUGGAAGGGAACGUUCUUCAACCCUUCGAGGAGGGUAAUUUUCGUAAAAAUGAAUUGUCAAGCAUGAACCAGGAUUCUAGUUCAAGAACCAGAUCUUCUAGUCUAGUGGAGGAGAGUAAGCCUAUCAGGGCCAGACAUAUGACUGGUGUAACAUCUCGGCCCCAGCUAAAAGUAAAAUCUGGACCUGAUGAAAGACAAGCUCUUCAUACUUUUCAUCAAGAGCUCACAGAAACAUGUCUAGAUAUAAUGUCUCGGUAUUCCUUCGCUAACCCUUCAGUACAACCGGAGAGAUCAUCAAUAGCUCAUUUUCUCAUGGAAUCAGGGAACUCAGCCUCAUGGCUUCUAGGGAACGCUAUAAUGACGAUAUCUGUGAGUGGAUGUGGUUUAAGCAUGAACCGUGGAGGACUAUGUGAUCCCUGUAAGCAGCAUGGUAAACCUGAUGGAGAAGAUGAAGUACAAGUUGCUAAAAAGCGUCAUGUGAGUGAGCAGAGUGUUCGAACAACCUCUGUACCUAAACUGGAGUCAUUGAGCCAGGAUGAUUUGGAACUACGGGAGAAUACUGGAGGUCUCAGGGUAACCCUGGAGAAUCUCACUAAAGAACAAGGACGACUUUGCACUUGUUGGUGUCAGGGUUGGGCCGAAGUACUGGUGCGACGGCCUAGUGGAGAAGUAUCAUGGCUGUGUCGGCUACAGAACGGUCAGCUUACAAGUGGACCUGAAGACGUAGCGCUUGCUGAUAUUACAGCUCUUCUUAUAGCAGAGUCAACAGGGAGACGAACAGCAGAGCACGAAAGGAUGAAAGUGAUACGUUCUAACUCUAACCCUGAGAUAACAGAGAAACUUUCUGAACUUGAUUUAAACCGAAUCCGAAAUGUCCGACAAAGCUGUGAUCCAAUACCAGAGGAGGAGAUGUGCGACAAGAAUAUCCCUGUUAGUCCUCUACCCUACACCAGGAGACCCAGAUCAAACACCAUUGACUCUACCUCACCUGUCAAAUCCCGCCGAUUGGAUUCCAGUUUACCGUUAAUAAAGCAGGAGCGGAAUAAUGUCAUAUCUCCGCAGUUCAUGUUUCUUCAGCUGUAUCAAGCGGCGGGCAUGUCAACUAGUUACACGGAAAAACCUUUAGUAAUCCCUAAAACAAAACAGUUUGAGAACUCUCUUAAAAUUAUGGACAGGAUUCCUUGUCAGGAGACUCAUAAAAUUGGUGUUAUGUACGUGGGUCCCGGUCAGGCAAACAGUGAACGAGAUAUUCUCAGUAAUAGAUACGGUUCAGCUAGAUACGCGGCAUUUCUCAAUGGUUUAGGAACCCUGAUAGAUCUAGCAGAAGUUAAUACCAGCAAAGUUUUUCUUGGUGGACUAAGUUUUAAGGACCAGGAUGGUGAGUUCGCUUAUGUUUGGCAGGAAGAUGCAAUGCAGGUUGUCUACCAUACAGCAACUCUAAUGCCUAAUAGGGAAACGGAUCCUAAAUUCGACAAGAAAAAACGACACAUUGGAAACGAUUUUGUUGCUAUUGUUUACAAUGAAUCCCGGGAACAGUAUAAGAUGGGAACUGUCAAGGGUCAGUUUAUUUAUGCUACUGUGGUUGUUGAACCUCUUGAUUUCGAGUCCAAUAAGAUAUCCGUCCUCGCUAAACCGGAGCUUUCGGAAUACCUUUCUCAUCUUUCUAGUGGCAAGAUUGUCUCUGAUCACAACCUGGCUAUGCUAGUGAGACAAAUUGCUUUACAUUGUAACCUGGCAGCAAAUAUCUACUCAAGAUUGGAAAACAAAUCGGAACCCUACGCCAGCAACUGGUUGGAAAGACUGCGUCACUUGAAGCGUCUGAAGACUAAGUUGUUAAAGGAUAAGGAGGACGAGGAGGAAGGAACACAACAUGAUUUCACGGGAUAUUGUCUUCCAAAGUCAUAAAUAAAAUUGUCCGUGAAUGUUUAAGAUCUGUAAUCAUAGUACAAUGGUUGUCAUGUGUGUAAAUAUAGUUCUUGUAUUCAAUUCCUUA